AAGGCCGAGUUCUGUGCGCAUGCGCUGAUUCCAUCAGUCGUCAUUGAAGAGAGAGUGACUCAGCAGAAGGUGCGAGGGCGCUGUGUGUAUGCAACGUGUGCGUUGAUAAACAAAUACCACACCCAAAUUUACACACCCAAAUUUACACACCCAAAAGCCUGUAAAUCCUGUGUACUGCUGUGUUGUGUACCACCCAAAUUGUCAACAUUAAACCCCUUUUCAUGGAACUGAUCUGAUUCAGUGUGUUCUAACCGACACCCCAUUGAGGAAAGCUAGAAACAGACCAUCACCUAAUACAGUCCGACCUUUUUAAAGCUGCUAUUGAACAUAUGGUCCUUCGAGCCGGAUCUGGCGUUUCUCAUGGAUAAAGCCUUGAUCAGUGGCCAAAUGCAACCUGAAGGAGCAUCAGCACAGAUUGUAAGACCCAAACGUCAGGUUCAUCCUCCUGCCUACCUUAAAGACUUUGACCUUACGACUGUGCGUCAUAGAGUACUUAGCCAGCCGGCAUUGCCUGACACAACACAGCAUACACAGGUUCUUGGAGAUGCAGCAGAGAACAUUCCUUCGCCCUCUACCAGAGUAUCGAGUCCCAUAAGUCAAGGUCCAUGGGAUACAGUGGAUAAAUGGUCCAUGGUCGGCGAAAGGGCUCCUUCCUUUCAAGUUAUGGAUAAUACUGAACUGCAACCACCUAGUACCAGAUACAGCCCAGUGCAGCCAGUUCAUCAUCCUCAGUCUUCUCCAUAUCAUCGGCCAUGGGAAGAGCAUCAGUCCACGCCUUUGCCUCAGAUCUCUUACACUCCACAAACUAAGAGAACCUCACAUCGUGAGCAAGCAUCCUACCAUCCGCCAUCUAUGUUAUCUCCAUCCUUGGGCCCACACCAACCCUUUCCUAUCAACCCUGGUAGCUCCUCACUUAGUUUGAAUCAAGGGACUGGUUAUCAUAUUAUGUCCAACACAGCAAUGGAGAGAACAGUAGAGCCUCAGAGUGCCACUAACAUGCUAGACAUUUUGGGAACAAUGAUGGGUGAACUUCAAAUUAUGAAAGAUCAUAUCCUGGCUGCCACACCUACUAAAUCGCGCAUUGAUUUAGCUCUGACUGGUGAACAUCCUCGCCAUAAUACACCUCCCUGGCAGCAUCCUGAUAAAACCAAUUAUCAGAAUACAGCUCAACCAAUACCAGACUUCUAUGCUAAUACUCCUGUCCCUCACUGGCAUUCAAGAACAUUGUAUGAAUCACCUAGGGAGAGAAUGGAAUAUCCUGAACAAGAGCGUUAUCAGUACAAGCAACCCACUGGGCUAGAGUUAGCACCUAGAACUAAUUUCCUUAACCUGAAUCCUGCAGGACAAGAAAGCACCUACAGAGGUCCAGUGCCAACCAUCCCUAACUUCUGUACUAAAGAUCCCAGCGAGUUUACUCGGUUGAAGAUAGCCCUUGAUAACCUUUUACCACCAGAUGCCACAGAACUGUUCCGAUACCAAAUCCUACUAGAUCAUCUGAAGCUAGAUGAAGCACGUCUGGUGGCAGAUUCCUAUCUCAAUUCACCAUUCCCUUACUCAGAUACUAUGGCUGCUUUGAACGAAAGGUUUGGCCAGCCACACAAGUUGGCACUUAAGAAGAUUGCCAAAGUGAUGGAUUCCCCAGAUCUCCGACGAGGAGAUAUCGAGGCAUUUGACAGAUUCGCUCUACAAAUUAGCGCUCUUGUUGGUAUGUUGGAGACUCUUGGAGAUGAAGGAGAAUCAGAGCUGCAAUGUGGGUCACAUGUGGAGAGACUGUUGAGUAAGUUACCUGCUGAAAUGAGAUCAGGAUUUCGAAGACAGAUGUACCACCGUCCGGGGUCGGUGUAUAACCUCCGUGAAUUUUCUAAGUGGCUCCAGUAUGAGGCUUGGUGCCAAAGCAGUGAGUCGCAGAUCAGUUACAAGAGCCAAAGACCAGAGCAGAGACCAGAACGCAGGCGAGAAACCAAACCUACUGGUCGUACAGCGACUAUCCUUCAUGGGGCAAAUGACACGGUCACAAAGGUACCCCCUGCAGCAGUCCAAGUUAAAGUGGAGAAACCCAAAGUCUCACCUAAAGCCUUCUUGUCCUUUCUGUGA
Molecule: messenger RNA, 2094 nt
Organism: Megalobrama amblycephala (Wuchang bream)
Lineage: Eukaryota; Metazoa; Chordata; Actinopteri; Cypriniformes; Xenocyprididae
Exons: 2
Coding region: 361-2094 (577 amino acids)
Source: RefSeq, a predicted model, not a curated record